ACGUGACGAGGCCCGGAAGCGGCUGCCCGGGCAUCAAAGGAGGAUGGAUAGGGGCUGACACAGAAGCCGGGAAGGGUGGGCUGUGCUGAAGCCAGAGCCAGAGCCUGAACUGGGGCCGGAACCCGAGCAGUUAGUUUCUCCACUGCCGAGCUCCGGCUGGCGGCGCUCGCCGCCUUGGGCAGGACCCACCUCGCCUUCCUCCCGGCGUAGCAGAUGCUCCAGCUGCCAUGUCCACGCAGAGACUUCGAAAUGAAGACUACCACGACUACAGCUCCACGGACGUGAGCCCCGAGGAGAGCCCGUCGGAAGGCUUCAACAACCUCUCCUCCCCGGGCUCCUACCAGCGCUUUGGUCAAAGCAACAGCACAACAUGGUUCCAGACCUUGAUCCACCUGUUAAAAGGCAACAUUGGCACAGGACUCCUGGGGCUCCCUCUGGCAGUGAAAAACGCAGGCAUCGUGAUGGGUCCCAUCAGCCUUCUGGUCAUAGGCAUCGUGGCCGUGCACUGCAUGGGGAUCCUGGUAAAAUGUGCUCACCACUUCUGCCGCAGGCUGAAUAAAUCCUUUGUGGAUUAUGGUGACACUGUGAUGUAUGGACUAGAAUCCAGCCCCUGCUCUUGGCUCCGGAACCAUGCACACUGGGGAAGACAUGUUGUGGACUUCUUCCUGAUUGUCACUCAGCUGGGAUUCUGCUGUGUCUAUUUCGUGUUUCUGGCUGACAACUUUAAACAGGUGAUAGAAGCGGCCAAUGGAACCACCAAUAACUGCCACAACAAUGAGACGGUGAUUCUGACCCCCACCAUGGACUCGCGACUCUACAUGCUGUCCUUCCUGCCCUUCCUGGUGCUGCUGGUUUUCAUCAGGAACCUCCGAGCCCUGUCCGUCUUCUCCCUGUUGGCCAACAUCACCAUGCUGGUCAGCUUGAUCAUGAUCUACCAGUUCAUUGUUCAGAGGAUCCCGGACCCCAGCCACCUCCCCUUGGUGGCUCCCUGGAAGACCUACCCUCUCUUCUUUGGCACAGCGAUUUUUGCAUUCGAAGGCAUUGGAAUGGUUCUACCCCUGGAAAACAAAAUGAAGGAUCCUCGGAAGUUCCCACUCAUCCUAUACCUGGGCAUGGUCAUCGUCACCAUCCUCUACAUCAGUCUGGGGUGUCUAGGGUACCUGCAAUUUGGAGCUAAUAUCCAAGGCAGCAUAACCCUCAACCUGCCCAACUGCUGGUUGUACCAGUCAGUUAAGCUGCUGUACUCCAUCGGGAUCUUUUUCACUUACGCGCUCCAGUUCUACGUCCCGGCUGAGAUCAUCAUCCCCUUCUUUGUGUCCCGAGCACCCGAGCACUGUGAGUUAGUGGUGGACCUGUUUGUGCGCACAGUGCUGGUCUGCCUGACAUGCAUCUUGGCCAUCCUCAUCCCCCGCCUGGACCUGGUCAUCUCCCUGGUGGGCUCCGUGAGCAGCAGCGCCCUGGCCCUCAUCAUCCCACCGCUCCUGGAGGUCACCACCUUCUACUCAGAGGGCAUGAGCCCCCUCACCAUCUUCAAGGACGCCCUGAUCAGCGUCCUGGGCUUCGUGGGCUUUGUGGUGGGGACCUAUGAGGCCCUCUAUGAGCUGAUCCAGCCAAGCAAUGCUCCCAUCUUCAUCAAUUCCACCCGUGCCUUCAUAUAGGGAUCUGGGUUCGUCUCUGCAGCUGCCUACCCCUGCCUCGUGUGUCCCCCGUUACCUGUCCCCAGAGCCUCAGGUAUGGUCCAGGCUCUGAGGAAAAUCAGGGUUGCUGUGUGGGAACCCCUCUGCCUGGCUCCUGGAUACCCCGGGCCAGGUAACCUGAGGGCAGGGGAGAAGUGGGGUGGCAGACAUGCAGAAGUGCCACUAGUGACAGGGCCGCCAUCGGUCACUUGUACCUAUUUACACCCAGAACUUUCCAGCUCCCCCUCAUCAUGCCUCCUCCUUCCUUCCCCGCUGCUGGUGCGCCUCACCCAAUUCAUUCUUACUGCACAGUUCACUUUAUUUAACAAUUUUAGUGUCCCCCACCUCAUGUGUUCACCUUUUCCGGUCUAGGCAUAGAUUAAAUAACUGGGAACUCCCCCUCUUUAUAAAGCUGGGCUUCUUUCUCAUCUCUCUCCCAAAUGUUGUAUCUCAGUAUUCUUCCUGCUCGAGUCUCCAGGGGGUGGCUGGACCUACCUGGUCAUUUGAAACAGGCUCCCCAAACUGGAGUUUUUAAUCUUGACUCUCUGGCUUGCUGUGCCCCUUAAGGCAAUGCUUCUCUUCAGCGGAUUCCUUAGGAUGGGUUACAGUACUGUAUUCUUAGUUGCUUUAGCUCUUGAAACAUAGGAAGUGUUGCCUAAACUGAAAAUAUUUAUCUUUUAUUUAAAAUCAGAUUUUUGUUUUUAGACUGUCUCUAGAUCUGGCGCUAUUAUGAAUUACUUCUUCUUCAGUAAACUUUGACUCAACUUCUCCUGCUGAAAAGAAGCUCGCUCCAGGAGAUGUCUGCUGGGGUCCUCGGCACUCUUGGCUGAGGACUCAAAGGUUUUAAUCAGGAUCAUCUAAAAAUGUACCUCGGUGAGGAGGCACAGAUUUUGCCUCCUGUUGACCAGCCUGGUUUCAUACUGAAAAGACAUUGAAGGACUGCAGAAGUGUGUGGGUGCACUGGGCCGAGGGAAGGGUGGCUGAGUGAAAGGCAUAUAAAAUGGGGCUGUGUGCAUGCAGGCCCAUGUUUCAGCCUCAGCCCAUGCCAGGUGAAAGGAUCAGCAAUGCUCAGUUGCCAUCGUGCUGGGACGACACCCACUCUAUUGCCACGGAUGAGUAGCUGAGGUCAGUGUGCACAGAGAGUUUGAAAUUAAGUUCAUAGACUUUACAGCAGCUGGUCUGACACUACGCGCGGUGCUUGGUUGUUUACAAUCAGUGGGGAAUAGGGCAGAACCAGUGCCCGGCCCCACACUGCCUCUGUGGCUUGGACUUUGAAAGGAACCACUGAACACUAAUUAUGAGCCCUGUCUUUCCCCCAGAAUGCCUCCCUGGGUUUCGCAAACAGCCUUCAGGUUGGCCCUCCUCAAGGUCAGCCUUCAGAUUUGGGAGCAAACUUCAGAGAAGGCAGAGGAAGAUACAUUGCCUUGCUGUGGGCUGCCUCUUCUUUCCUCUUGGUGUACGAAGUAUUUCAGAAGGCCAUUGAUGAAUUUCCCCUCUUUAGCUGUGUGUGUGUGCACAUGUGUGUGUGCACGGUGUGUGUGUAUGUGUUCCUGUGUAAGUAACAGAACCGACUCCUUGUCUCCUCUGUUCCGUCACCAGGCUCUUACUUCACUGCAGAUACAGUUCACUCUGAAAGUUGGUUGAAGGAGAGCAGCAAAAAUGUAUCAGAGGUUUUGCUUCUGUGUUUCCCCCAAAGCUCAUAAGGGCUGUGACGCAGCCACAUGGCCCCAGUUUUUUCUGUCUCUUCUGUUCCAAAGCCAGGAGAGCUGACUUCCAGGUGAAGGGAUGGGAAAAGUGGACUCUCAAUGUAGUGACUCCCCACCUACCUAAUAAUUUGUUAACUUAGGAACAUGCCGUCAUUGUUGACUUGUUCUUCCUUAGGAGAAGGACGCUUUUCACCACCCUUUCUGUUCUAUGGUGGACUCUUAACAGGUGCUAUGUGACCACGAAUCUAGCUGGGAGUAGCAGAGGCCCUGUCUUCUGAAGUCGCAGGCUUAGAAGUUACCAAAGUGGGCUCGGAAACUGUCAUCUCCUGGUUCCAAGUUCGGGCUCUGGCAGCCCAGCCACUAUCUUAGCUGUCUUCCCCAGCGGUGCUAAGAGUGGUCUCAGUGAGAAGGUAGAGGCCAACUGGAGGGCCAGACCUGUAUCCUGCCCAUGUCCUCCUUGGUGGACGUUUCUGUUUACUCAGAGCUGCUAGAGGCCAUCCUGCCCAGCCGAGUUCUGAGAUUGGGACUGUGAUGUUGGCACCUGAGGACUGGAUGGGAGAAUACUGGGGGUCCCCCAGCUCUUAGCAAGAUGCAGGCUAUUGCUGCCUGGCUGUGAGAACACGGUAUGUAGGAGAGUUGGCUGUAGCCUUAGGAUUUCUGGAAGCCAAUUUGGCAUUGCCUGUUUGAUCUCUGGCUUGUGUUCCUGCUACACUUACAGACUGAUUGCGUGGCUCUUCCAGAAGACCCAGGAAGGGCAGCUCCAGCUGGUGGGCCUUCCUGGCUGUGCAGGUGCACAGCUGUUAGGCAUCAAGCAAAGGGUCAGCCAGUCAGUAGUAGUGGGAGGAAGCCCUUCUUCCUCUUAUGCAAGCAGCUCUCAGCCAGCCCAGAAUCUCUUAUGCAGCCCAAAGGGCUUCUUGAAGCAGAGAAGCCUCCCUGGUGUCCUCCCACCAUAAGUAGAAAUACGAUCACAGAGCAACAGAGCAAAGGCUUUCAGGAGUGUGAGGCUGCAUCUGCUGGAGCAAAGGGGAGCCGUGGGCUUUCCCAGCUAGAUACUCUUGAGCUUUGUGACCCUGCUCCUGUCACUCCAAUUUCCCCGAGUCAGAGGUAGCUUUCUCAGAGCCCCUUGGUGGUUCUCUCCUCCAAAUGCUGCUGUUGGGAGCAGGCUUCCAGCUCUCAGUGGGCAGUGCACCUCCUGCUAAAUGCAGACACUUGCUGGGAAGAGUGUGAGCUGGCAUCUUCUGUUCACUCUGCCUAGCAGUUGCCACCAUUCAGAAGUGGCAUUAUUUAUGUUGUGCUGCUGUCCAGCUGCUAUGAUCCCCUCAUCUGCACAAGCCCUGGCGAGAUAUGUGUGAAUGUGUGUCAUUUCACUUCAGCUGCCCUCUUCCAUCUCUCCUCUGCAGCCAGAUUCAUUGGCUGAUGCUCACUGCUCACUGUCUAUCCCCAGGAAAUUUAUAGUUUUAUCAAUAGUCUUAAAGUGUUGAUCCUAAACAAGUGCAUUUGAAAAAUCAUGUUUCUUCUCUCUCAUCUCUCAUCUUACUUUUCUCUUCUCAGAUUUCUCCCUUCCUAGAACAUUAUCUCUGUUUAGCACGAAUGUUCACCUCAUAUUUUUCAGAAGUGCAAAAAUCUCAAUUUAUGUCUGUUUACAGCUCUCUCUCCUCACUGCUCACAGCAAGGGUUUCUGUAUCAGUGAAUUUUAUUUUGUAGCUGCUGAGAUGUGAAGGCAAGCUUCAGCAUCUGUCCCCACUGGGUCCACAAUGCUGCUUCCUCAAUGCUGCUUCCUCAAAGAGAAGACAGAGUCCAAGUGGCAGGACUUAGAAGUUAAUUUUCCAAAGUACAUUACAAAUCUCUGAGGCCAUUAGGGGAAAAGGAAGCGGUGUGGUUUGUCUUUGAAAUUACGGUUAAUACUUUUAGACAGUAAGUCCGACUGGUUGCAAAGCUGUUUGCCCCAACAAUAUCAGCUUGUAACAUUUCUUCUCUUUCCUUUGUGCCACUGAGUCGUUCCCUGGCCAGAGGACAUAAAUGGUCCUGAUAGGAGGUUAUCAGAGUAAGGAAGGUAGGAGAUAUAGGUGCAGGGUGCCUGUCAUUCACUGUGUUAUUUGGUUUAAAUCAAAGUGAUUCUGGGGAAGCUAUGUUCUUUCAGUGAAUAAUAAAAUUGGUAACUCUAUUGUAAAACAUGUCAAUGGUGUGUGAAGAAAAUCAACCAAUCCGUAGGUGUUGCUAACUAGACAGUACUGUGUGUGUUACGUGCCUGCGUGGAUGUGCACUUCCACUUCCAGCACGGUAUGUGUAGCGAUGUGGAUCAUGCCAGAGUUCAUAGAUCCUGUUUGGGAGUUUGCACAUGGAUCAUAUGUUAAGCUUUUUCUUUUCAAUAAAUGAAUUUUAUUUUUUAUUUUUGAGAGGUUGCUGUCUGUGUCUUUUUUUUUUUUUUUCCUUUUUAUAUCACUCAGAUCCCUUGACUAGAUACUGGGUUAGAUGUUUCUGGUUUAUGCCACAGAGUUCAUAUGAGAGUGGCACAAGCAGUAGACCCUUCCAUGGAAUUAAGAGUUGCCCAAGAAGAAAGGGACCAGGAAUGUUUUUUUAUUUUUUUCUGUUAGACAGUCCUCCCCUCCCUAACCCUCCUUCCGCUUCUCUCGAAGACUUGAGUAAGAAUUUUCAGCCCUCUCCUUACAUAGCAGAUGAGCCCACAUGACAGGUGAGAUGGCCAGUUUUAUAUGUGUCAACUUAUAAUUCAGUCAAACGCUAAUCCAGGUGUUGCUGCGAAGGUGUUUUGUAAAUGUGGUUAACAUCUAUAAUCAGUUGCCUUUAAGUAAAAGAGGUUUUCUCAGUAUUGUGGGUGGGCCACAUUCAAUCACUGUAAAGGCCUUUAGAGCAAAGCUGAAGUUUCGUUGGAGAAGAAAUUCUGCCUCCAGACUGCAGCAUCAGCUCCUACGGGCCUGCCCUAUGACUCGCAGACUUGCCGGCUCACACAGUCAUGGGAGCCAGUUCCUUGAUCUCUCUCUCAGUCUCUCUAUGUGUAUUUAUAUUCAUAUAUGUGUAUGUAUAUAUGUGUGUGUAUAUAUAUAUAUAUAUCUCCUACUGGCUUUGUUUCUCUGAAGAAAUCUGACACAAUAGGUAACACUUAAUUUUCUUGAAAUGUGAAGAUUAAUUUCAGGACAGGACAACGGAAGAGAUGACACCCCUUCCCUUCUCUUUUUGUCACUGAGUGGGAAAACACACUUAAGGCUUAAAAUGUUUAUUCUCAAUACAUUGGUUCCCCGCAAAAAAAAUUACUUGGAAUUUGUUCCCACCAGCAAGCACGCAAUCAGUUGUGCAGCAAACACUAGCCAGGUGUGCUCCAAUUCAAUUCUGACACCACCUGCCUGGAGAUGGCGUCAGAUCCCACAGGAUGAGGGCUCAGUCCCCAAGAGUGACACCCCUCACCACCACCACCACUUCCAGUGCCAAUUGCAAGUACCAGGUUGUUUACCUGUGCUUCUGACUGGCUAAAAAUUGUAAAUCGGGGUUCCCAUGACUCUGUUUUGGGGUUUGAUUAAUUUGCAGAGUAGCUCAUAGAACUCAGGGAAAUACACUUACUUGUAUAAGUUUAAAAACAGAGCCUUUAAGGAACACUCUUAAAAGUAUAAUAUUUUAUCAAGAGAGGAAGGCGAGCAUGUAGUCUAUUUUCAUUGUCAUUAUCAUUUCUGGAACAGGAAGGUCAAAGAGAUUUAGCAGCUAUGCCAAGCUGCCCAUCAGUAGGUAGCAGCAUUGGGAUACACACGCAAGUCUUCUGGUUCCAGAACCUGAGUGCUUCCCAAGGCGCUGGCUGCCUGUCUUUGUUGCAACCUCAAGAGGGAGGUUUGCCUUGAGAAAUUGUCAUGAGGGUUAGAGAGAAUGUUGUAAAGUGCCAUAUGUAAUAAUCACAAAGGACUUAUUAAACAUUUUCUGAAAUAUUCGCUGACUUGUAGAAAACCAGGACUCCAAAGUACUUCUGCUUGUUGUUCUGGCUGUCCAUCCGUGCACUGAUGUCUUGUUCACUUCCUCUGUGGAGUGCACUCGAUCCUCUUUUAGGUUGUCCACCUCUUGAAGUUUUUAUUUCUGCUCACAGUUACACCUAAUGGCUGUAACCUCUUCUUCCAGAUAGCCAGGGCCCUCCGGCAAGCCCAUUGCACUACUACUGGAGGAAUAAACCUGAGUGACAGUGGACUGAAUUUAGACCCUAAGCCUGGGGCUCUUUGCCAUGUAGGUUGCCUUCCUCAUAGUUAGCCUAUUGUGGUUGUGCUGAGGAACUAUGUGUGUCUUUAAUGGGUAUGCUUUACUAGACCCUUGGCCAUUGGUCUCCUU
This is a messenger RNA of Piliocolobus tephrosceles (Ugandan red Colobus), 7702 nucleotides long. It is a transcript of the gene SLC36A1, whose product is annotated as solute carrier family 36 member 1. The transcript is spliced from 11 exons. Gene Ontology annotation, molecular function: L-proline transmembrane transporter activity; L-alanine transmembrane transporter activity; amino acid:proton symporter activity. The record is from RefSeq and is a predicted model, not a curated record. Gene Ontology annotation, biological process: glycine transport; L-alanine transport; proton transmembrane transport. NCBI's taxonomy places the organism in Eukaryota, Metazoa, Chordata, Mammalia, Primates, Cercopithecidae. Gene Ontology annotation, cellular component: vacuolar membrane. The coding region runs from base 228 to 1658 and encodes 476 amino acids.